Messenger RNA from Myxocyprinus asiaticus (Chinese sucker), 1631 nucleotides. Its product is annotated as growth arrest-specific protein 2-like. Gene Ontology annotation, molecular function: cytoskeletal adaptor activity; microtubule binding; actin filament binding. The record is from RefSeq and is a predicted model, not a curated record. Gene Ontology annotation, cellular component: actin filament. NCBI's taxonomy places the organism in Eukaryota, Metazoa, Chordata, Actinopteri, Cypriniformes, Catostomidae. The transcript has 8 exons. The coding region runs from base 178 to 1179 and encodes 333 amino acids. Gene Ontology annotation, biological process: actin crosslink formation.
UGUGGUUACUGUGCGGAGAGGAGGCGAGCGCACUUUUAACUGAGACCUGCGACGACAGUCGGACGUUUGAGGUUCAGUGUCACGAUGAACAGUGAGCGGACACUAAGACUGAAAAACGCAUGAAACUCCAGUUAACUGUUAAAGAACUGACUGCAGGCUGCGCAUUCUGGAGGAAGCAUGUGCAGUUCAAUAAGCGGUAAGCCACUGGCUGGUCCAGGUCUCACAGAUAUGCAGCUGUACAGUCAGUGGCUGGCUAGUCGACAUGAAGCCAGUCUGCUACCUAUGAAGGAGGAUCUGGCCCUCUGGCUCUCUAGCAUGCUUGGUGUGGACAUCACUGCAGAGAGUUUCAUGGAGCGGUUAGAUAACGGAUUCCUCUUGUGUCAGCUGGCUGAGACACUGCAGGAGAAAUUCAGACAAAAUAACAAAGAUCUCCAGACAGGAAAGUUGAUCCCAAGUCGCAGGAUACCCAGUCGAGCCAGUGCUCCGUCCGGUUCCUUCUUCGCCAGGGACAAUACAGCCAACUUCCUGUCAUGGUGUCGGGAGGUGGGCGUGGGUGACACCUGUCUGUUUGAGUCAGAUGGGUUGGUUUUACACAAGCAGCCACGAGAGGUUUGUCUCUGUUUGCUGGAACUGGGAAGAAUAGCGUCCAGGUAUAAGGUUGAGCCACCUGGACUCAUAAAACUGGAGAAAGAGAUUGAACAAGAGCAGAAGAUACCUGAACCUCCAACCUCACCUGUACUUCUUACUUCCAGCUCUCCAUCAGUCUCCCCACCCAUCUCUCCAUCAGUCUCUCCAUCCAUCUCUCCGCUCAACAAGACCAACUCCAGCAAGAAAAGCACAGGCAAACUACUGGAUGAUGCAGUGAAGCACAUUUCUGAAGAUCCACCCUGUAAGUGUCCAAAUAAGUUCUGCAUAGAGCGGCAAUCACAGGGCCGCUACCGUGUCGGUGAAAAAAUGCUUUUCAUCAGGAUGCUGCAUAAUAAGCAUGUGAUGGUGCGUGUUGGCGGAGGCUGGGAGACGUUCGAGAGCUACCUGCUGAAGCACGACCCGUGUCGCAUGCUCCAGAUCUCGCGUGUGGAAGGCAACAUCUCACCCGUCUCAAGGAAAUCUCCAAGCAUCAAAGACCUCACACCUGACAAUUAUCUGGUGGUGGCGGCCCACUACAGAAGCAAGAAGUGAUUAAGAGACUUCAAUGGCCAAAAACAAUGGCUUUAACUUGAAACUUCACUUUAAAGCACAGCUCAUUAACAGGUACACAUGGAAUUCAUUGGCUUCUAGAAGUAAUAAGUGUAUAAAAGAGAAAAACAAUCCAUAACAAAAUACGAGUGUUGAUCAGCUAGUUUGACAAAAUAAGGGCUCAUUCCAAAUUGGUGCACUUGAUGUGCAUUCGCUGACCUUGUGGACCUUCACUCUUGCUCAUCUGUUAAGUUCACAAGAAUGCAGAAUGCUCAUGUUUCGUUUAGGUGGUUUCUUUUUGGUCUUUACUGCCUCAUGCGACCAUUUGCAGAUCCUGCACUGGUGCGGACUACUACCAGUUAGCUCACGUGUCAAAGUGCACACUUGGAAACUCAGAGGAGGACCGCUAGGACUCUGAGACAGGGCUAUACAUGUACAGUAUAGGCUACAUUCAC